Molecule: messenger RNA, 798 nt
Organism: Arvicanthis niloticus (Nile rat)
Lineage: Eukaryota; Metazoa; Chordata; Mammalia; Rodentia; Muridae
Product: seminal vesicle secretory protein 3A-like
Biological process (GO): sperm capacitation
Cellular component (GO): extracellular exosome
Source: RefSeq, a predicted model, not a curated record
AUGAAGUCCAUCUUCUUCAGCCUUUCUCUGCUCCUCCUUCUACAGAAGAAAGCAGCCGGGAUAGAAAUCUAUGCAGGUGGGACAAAAGGACACUUUCUAGUAAAAACAUCCCCACUCAUAUUUCUGGGAAAUGGCCAGUUCCUCUAUGGGCACAAAGAAGAACAGGAAGAGGCCCCUGAAGAGAGCAUCUUUGUGCAAACUAAGCACCAUGCAUAUGGCCAGGAUGCUGAUGCUGACCUGGGAGAGGCUCACAGUUCACAGGAACAGACAGGUUUAAAGGAAGACAUAGUUUGUGAUGAAGAAGAUGAGCUUGCCCAACAAAAAUCCCAGCUGCAAUCCCAGUCACAAAUAAAAUCCCAAAGCCAAGUGAAAUCCCAUGCAGCCCAGCUGAAGUCCCAAACAGGCCAGCUACAGACCACAGGGCAGGUGAAGUCACAAACCAAGCUGAAAUCCCACGGAGCCUCUCUGAAGUCCUACAAAGCACCACUAAAUCUCCGCAAAGAUGUUCCUCAGCAAAUCAAGGGCAAAAGAUACAGCCUGGAUGCAGACCUGGCCCAAGUGCACCAACAGCGUGCAAAGGUUCACAGGCUCAAGAGAAAGCCUGGCCGGUCCAGGAAAACAGCAGCAUUCUUAACACAGUUUAGACACCGCUCCCAACCCUAUCAUGGGUACUUCAUGCAGUUUCAAGAGCAGCUACAGGGCAGUAUUCAUCACACAAAAUCUUUCCAUCAUAGUCCUGGGAUGUGCUACUGUCCAAAAGAAGGGCUAGUUCUAUACCCACACACUUUCACUGGAUAA